GCCCGAAGGGGAGAGCGAGGAGGGCGGGAGGAUUGCGCUCACGAGCCUUUGUGUUUCACUUCUAAUAUCUCACAUAUCAAUAAUUGAGCGCGCGAGCAGACGGACCCCACGCGCUAUGUAUUCUGCUGCGCGCGAGCUCGGUAAGGGCCUUGAUCCGCUUUCAGUCGGCUCUUCCACUACGGACUGAGACGGGAACGAGGAGAAAAACUGUUGUAGUUUUGACUUGAACUGUUUGGAAGGACUUGGUUUUACAGUGAGGACAGGUUUGGAGUGGUUCUGGUUUGGGAUUUGAGCGCGCUGCGUCUCUGCGAGAAAACUGCUGUUAGGUGCGGUGUAAAGUUGGCAUGAUGUUGACGUUGGUGCUAGGCGCAGUGUGGUUAGUGUGUCAUGCAUACGCACAGAACGAGACAGAACCCAUCGUACUGGAGGGGAAAUGCUUGGUCGUGUGCGACUCAAAUCCAACGUCGGAUCCCACUGGGACGGCUCUUGGGAUAUCGGUGCGCUCGGGAAGCGCCAAAGUGGCUUUUUCCGUGGUGCGGAACACGAACCACGAGCCGUCGGAGAUGAGCAAUCGAACAAUGGUGAUCUACUUCGAUCAGGUACUUGUGAACGUUGGUAGAAGUUUCGAUGAGGAAAGGAGCAAUUUCUUCGCCCCGCGCAAAGGGAUAUACAGUUUUAAUUUCCACGUAGUGAAAGUGUAUAAUCGUCAAACGAUCCAGGUGAGCCUGAUGCACAACGGCUGGCCAGUGAUCUCCGCCUUCGCCGGGGAUCAGGAUGUCACACGCGAAGCAGCCAGUAAUGGAGUUCUGAUUCAAAUGGAGAAAGGUGACCGCGCCUACCUCAAGCUGGAGCGAGGCAACCUGAUGGGCGGCUGGAAGUACUCCACCUUCUCCGGCUUCCUGGUCUUCCCUCUGUAGAGGAGGGGCAUGCCACGGAGGGACUAUUGCUCUUUAGCUCGCCAGCAUGUGGGAGAUAGAAGGGAUAAGAGGGCGGAUAAGAGAUAGAAUGAUAGCGAGAAUGUAAAGAAAACAUAUAGGAAGAGAAAAAUUUAGUGUGGCAGGCUCUCAGUUGCACUCACUUUGCUCUGCUGCUUGACUUCAGCUCUGGACAGCCAAAACUUUUUUUUUUAUUAUCCUUAUGAUAAUUGAAAUAAUAUGGAAAGAAAGCAUACCGAGGACCGUAGCCCUUCCCAUCCCCCUCUUACUCAUCCCAUCACAAUCAACCCUCUAAUGUCUUCAUCUGCUUUAAGGAUUGUCCUUCAAGAGCCCAGACCCCCAUUUCACACUGGUCAGAUCUUUGUAUAUUCUAUCCAUACGUACAUACUGUGAGUCUUAAAUGCCAUUGUCAUUCCUCUCAGUCCAGUCGCCCCUUCUUUUCUGGCUUCCUCUAGCUCACCCUUUCUUGUCUCUGAGAGGGCGUCUUUGCUCUGUCAUGACUGAAGGAUCUCUGAAUCCCCACGAAAAGACUGGAUACUGGAUAUAUACAUAUAUAAAUACGUGAAAAAAGUUUCUAUAUGAUUAUGAUAUACUCAACACCUAACUGAAUCUCGUCGACUCUCUGUAUUUCUGUAUUUCAAUGUUAAUACUUAGUGAUUGUGUGUGGAUUUUCAGGCUGCUGUCCAACUACCAAUGCUUCUUGUUUUUGUUUCGGUAAAAAAAUGUGGCUAAGAUGAAACUAUAUCAGAAAUACUAUAAAGUACAAAGUUUUAUUAUCAUUGAUUGUAAGAUAUAUGUGAAUAUUUAGCAGACAAAAUCCUCCCUUUUAAUCAAUUAACCAUUGUUUUUUUCUUCUUUGAUUCAAUAAAAAUUAAAUGGUACUUUU
This is a messenger RNA of Cyprinus carpio (common carp), 1821 nucleotides long. RefSeq names its product cerebellin 1 precursor (gene cbln1). Gene Ontology annotation, molecular function: protein binding. The record is from RefSeq and is a predicted model, not a curated record. Lineage: Eukaryota; Metazoa; Chordata; Actinopteri; Cypriniformes; Cyprinidae. Gene Ontology annotation, cellular component: synaptic cleft; glutamatergic synapse.